This is a messenger RNA of Enterobius vermicularis (human pinworm), 924 nucleotides long. The record is from the annotation of a GenBank genome assembly. Lineage: Eukaryota; Metazoa; Nematoda; Chromadorea; Rhabditida; Oxyuridae.
AUGCUGAAGCAUUUGUGGUUUCUGUUCUCAAGCACUUUAUGCAUAUUGGCCCAAAAUGGAAACACAGUUCCAAGCAGUGGACUUUACGCCAACGAGAUUAUAAAUCAGAGGUCAAAUCAACAAGCUGAAGAGGCAUUGUCGCCAUCUGUGAAGGAAUAUUCGCCAUUGUUUUCGAGAUUUAGCAGAAAAUGGUUCCUUCGAAGGCCAUUUGUUGGAAAUCCGUUUAGACGGGCUUUCUCCAAAUAUAACAGCGGUUUUGGAACAACUUCUGACUCAUUAAGUACAUCAUUUGUAUCACCCAUGGGAAUAAUGAAACCGACAGCAGAGCAAGUGGCAAGAGCUAUAAAAAAUUUCUAUAGUCUCAGCAGUCGUGGACUUAUCACUGCUGGUCGGUUUAAUCAACCAAACAGUUAUGGUACCUCAAUGAAUUCAGCGUAUGUUCAGCCAACUACUGGUUACAUAUCAUACGCUUAUGGAAACAGUCAAAAGGAUUUUUCGUACCCGAAUAAUCUUUUUGAUUCCUACAAUCCGUACAGUACUUCUCGGACUUAUAGUACAGAACAUGAUCUAACUAGCACAUCGUAUAAUCCGCAACCGUAUGAUACAAAUGCAUUUAGUAGCUUCAAUCAAGAUUUUUAUCAUUCACUGUCUAAUACGGCAAAUAAGCCAAGGUUUCUUCGUGGUCUAAGUGGUAGCCUAAAUUCAGCCUAUCGAGAAAGUUUACCUGCAUUUUUCAAUCGCAAUACACAGUCGUAUGGGUCAUCGAUACCAAUAAUGGCUUUGAGCAAAAAGCUUCGGUCUAAAUUAUCGCAUCCAAAUCCUGCCUACUCGUAUGGUAGAAUGCUAAAGUCGCCGACAGAUGCAUCCGUAUCUCAACCACAGAUCGAUUCCAGUAAAGAAGAUAAAGAUAGCUCGGAAACCUAA